GCAUUCCAGCGCUCAGGAGAUUCCUGCCUGGUGGCUCCUGAAGUUGGAGGUGGGCCGAGGGGAGUGGACAGGGCACCCGGAGUAUGGCCUUUGUCACUUGGGGGAGCCAGAAAGGUCAGCAUAGGGACAGACCCUCGUGUUUCCUCAGUACUCACCGUGUGCUCACAACAGGGGGUUUUCAUAUGCAUUCUCUUCAUCAAAAACAAUCCUCCUGGGGGUAUAUGAGUCUCUUUUUAGGAAUGGGGAAACUGAGGCUUAAGUAAUUUAUCCAAGAGGAGCUGCUUCAAGGAAAUAAUCAGCUCAAUUUUAGGCACCCUGAAUUUUAAAAGACCUCUGGAAACCACAGGAUGCUACCCACCUACAGGUGAGGGCUGACAUGAUAAAUUGGGAGGCAUUUCAAUUCAUUUAGUCAGAAGUAUCCCCCAAAAUGCAGUUUCUGGAAGGUCACCUGACCUUUUUGUCCACAGAGAUGCAGUGCAAUACCAAGGCAACUUCUGCACACCAGUUCUCCCCUGCACACCAGGCCCCUCCCUGGGCCACUCAGGUCCUGCUCUGCCCCACCCGGCGCCCUCCGGCCACCCCGCCAGGUGCUGCUUUGGGCUGGUGUCCUCUCCUCCUGAAGCAUUUCAGAUCUCGGUGGAAAUGUCAGUUCCAGCUCCACAGUCACUCCUUCAUCUAGUCCUUUCCUAACAUGCGAUCUAGAUUCUCCAGUUGCCUGAUAACCCAUCACUGGUUUAUCUUCCGAAGUUAUUAAUUGUUGCAUUUCCCGUAUCCGUUUAUGUACCCGUUAUUGUCCUUCCCCUUCUGAAAUAGCAGAUUCAUGAAAGUGGGGCCCUUGUCUGCUAUGUUCCUUGCUGUAUUCCCAGGGGUUGGCCCACAGUGGGGAUCCCAGUAAAUGGCUUUUGUGUGAAUGCAUUUGUUGUGUUUUUCGCUCAAUCCUUCAUCAGUUCUAAGCCAAGUUGAGUCUUUGGUUUUCUCUGCAGCAUCUGCAGCAGCUAGUUGAACCAUGGUGACAACUCCCACCCGGGCUUUCGAGGCCCUCAUGGAUGGAGUGACCAGCUGGAAUGUCCCCAAAGACCCCGUCCCAUGUGAACUGCUUCUUAUUGGAGAAGCCGCCUUCCCAGUGAUGGUGAAUGACAAGGGACAGGUCCUCAUUGCUGCCUCCUCCUAUGGCUUAGGCCGCCUGGUGGUGGUGUCCCAUGAGGGCUACCUGAUGGAUGCUGGCUUGGCUCCAUUUCUUCGUAAUGCAGUGGGUUGGCUCUGUGCCUCACCUGGGGCUCCCACUGGAGUGCACCCCUCCCUGGAAUCAUUAGUAACUAUCCUGCAGGCCUGUGGAGUUCAGGCACAAGUUCAGUCAGACCUGGGCCCCCCCCUGGGGGUUUACUGCAUCAAUGCCUACAAUGAUAAGAUGACUGCAGAGCUGAUCCAGUUUGUGAAACAUGGAGGUGGCUUGCUCAUCGGGGGCCAGGCCUGGUAUUGGGCCAGUCAGCAUGGUCGUGACAACGUGCUGUCCAGGUUCCCUGGGAACCAGGUGACAAGUGUGGCUGGAGUGUACUUCACCGACAUCUAUGGGGACAAAGGCCGGUUCAAGGUUUCUAAGAAGAUACCCAAGAUCCCACUCCAGGUCGGGUGUGGGGAGGUUCUCAGGCAAGAUCAGCAGCAGCUCCUGGAAGGGAUCUCAGAGCUGGACAUCAAGACGGGGGGAGUCCCCUCGCAGCUGCUGGUGCACGGCGCCCUCGCCUUCCCUCUGGGGUUAGACGCCUCGCUGGGCUGCUUCCUGGCAGGCGCCCGCUACGGCCAGGGCCGGGUGGUCCUGGCUGCCCACGAGGGCAUGCUCUGUGCUCCCAAGCUGGGGCGCUUCCUGCUCAAUGCUGUGCGCUGGCUGGCCAGAGGCCAGCCGGGCAAGUGUGGGGUGAACACGGGUCUGGAACACCUGUGUGCCCUGCUGUCGGAGCAUGGCCUGGAGUGCAGCCUGCAGCCCCACCUGACUCGGGGCUUGCGCGUGUACUGCUGCACGGCCUACAGCGACCGGGAGGCCCGGCAGCUGCGGGAGUUCGUGGCCGAGGGUGGGGGCCUGCUGAUCGGGGGCCAGGCCUGGUGGUGGGCCUCCCAGAACCCGGGCCGCUCCGCUUUGGCCGGUUUCCCCGGUAACAUCAUCCUCAACGGCUUUGGCCUGAGCAUCCUGGCUCAGACUCUCCAGGCAGGCCGGUUCCCUGCCCCGACCCCCGAGAUGCGGGGCUACCACUUGCGCAAGGCGCUGUCUGAAUUCCAGGCUGCGCUGAACCACGGGGCUGGGGACUUGGGAAAGCUCUGGCUGGCGAGGCUGGGAGCAGAUGGCGCAGCCUUCCUGCAGAUCCCUGCAGAGGGGGUCCCUGCUUACCUAUCCUUGCACCGACUGCUGAGGAAGAUGCUGCGUCUGUCGGGCCUCCCGGCCGUGAGCCCCCAGCGCCCCGUGGCUAGCGACUCCUUCGAGGCGGCGGUGCUCUCCUUGGCCACCGAGCUGGCACGUGCCGGGACCGACUGCUCCCAGCUGGUGCAGGAGCUUGGGACCUGGACCUGCAGCUCCAGUCCGCACCCCUCAGAACACCCCAUCACCGUGGAGAUUGAUGGGAGCAACCCAGGCAGCUGUGAUUCCUGGGUGAGCACCGGCCUCUACCUGCCACAUGGAAAAAGUGCAGAAGUCUCGCUGUCGGAAGCCGCAGCCUGUGCUGGCCUGAAGGUACAGAUUGGCUGCCACACCGAUAACUUGACCAAUGCCAGCAAGCUGUCUCGAGCCCCUGUGGUGACUCACCAGUGCUGUAUGGACAGGACCGUACAAUCCAUCUCCUGCCUCUGGGGUGGCCUUCUCUAUGUCAUUGUGCCAAAGGGCAGCCAACUGGGCCCCAUAUCUAUCACUGUCAAGAGGGCUGUGCCUGCCCCCUACUACAAGCUGGGUAAAACCUCUCUAGAGGAGUGGAAGAACUGUAUCCAGGGGAGCCUGGCUCCCUGGGGAGAGCUGGCAACGGACAAUAUCAUCUUGACGGUGCCAACUGCAAACCUGCAAGCCCUGGAGAACCCCGAGCCUGCACUCUGCCUCUGGGAUGAGAUGAUGUGUGCUGUAGCCCGGCUAGCAGCCCGGCCUUUUCCUUUCUGCCGUCCCGAGAGGAUUGUUGCUGACGUGCAGAUCUCAGCCGGCUGGAUGCACUCCGGAUACCCCAUCAUGUGCCACCUGGAGUCAGUGCAAGAGCUCCUCAAUGAGGCAGGCAUGAGGAGCACGGGUCUGUGGGGACCCAUCCAUGAGCUGGGUCACAACCAGCAGCAAGAAAAGUGGGAGUUCCCGCCCCACACCACUGAGGCCACCUGCAACCUCUGGUCUGUCUACGUGCAUGAGACGGUCCUGGGCAUCCCCAGGGCUCGGGCCCACCCUGCCCUGUGCCCUCCAGAACGAGAGAAGAGAAUCCGAACAUACCUGGGCAAGGGAGCCCCUCUGUGUGACUGGAAUGUGUGGACGGCUCUGGAAACAUACCUACAGCUGCAGGAGGCCUUUGGGUGGGAGCCCUUCACCGAGCUCUUUGCAGAGUACCAGAUGCUCUCUGGCAUCCCCAAAGACAAGGCUGGCAAGAUGAAUCUCUGGGUGAAGAAGUUCUCUGAAAAGGUGCAGAAGAAUCUGGCUCCAUUCUUUGAGGCCUGGGGCUGGCCUGUCCAGAAGGACGUGGCGAAUAGUCUGGCCUAUCUGCCUGAGUGGCAGGGAAACCCCAUGCGGGUGGACAUGCAUCACUAGGAGUAGACGAAGUGUAGCAAGGUGGCGGAGGGAGAGCAGUUAUGGUCACAACACAAAAUGACACCAACUUUCUCAGGAAAAUGCCCUCAUUGCUGCUCCCCUGUUUAUACUGUCACUGUCACCUACUUGUUUCACCAUCUAAUUCUCCAGCAGAGGAUCUUAACGUCUGUGCAUCUUAAGAUCCUACGGGCUCUUGGCUUCUACUUUUGACCAACAGUUCUUUCUUUUCUUUUUUUAAAGAUUUUAUUUAUUUAUUUGAAGGAGGGAGAGAGCACACACAAGAGAGCAAGCACAAACAGGGGGAAGGGCAGAGGGAGACGGAGAAGGAGACUCUGCUGAGCAGGGAGUCUGAUGACGCAGGGCUCGAUCCCAGGACCCCGAGAUCAUGACCUGAGCUGAAGGCAGAUGCUUAACCACCUGAGCCACCCAGGAGCGCCUUGACCAACAGUUCUAAAGACCAUGAGUUUCCGUAAUAAUCUCAUCCCUGCUGAACUUGAACACGGCUACUAAUUUUUUUAUGCUUUGGGAAGUUCUCUAACAGCAAAAGAGACAGGCUGGUAUAGAGAGCCCUGAGCGGCUUUGGCUUUAUGGAAAAUCUCUUAAGGUCUCUGUACUUCUGUAUUCUCAUCCAUGACAUGGGGAUAAAAGUCUGCCGUUUGAUGGCAGUGAAGUGUUCAUCCACUGCGACACACAUACACAUGCAAGGGCUUUAGCUUUGGCCAGGGCUCAUGGUGGCCUGUGUGUCCAGUCUUGUGUGGACACCCUGAAAACCGAAUCCCACCUCAGAAUUGGCCACCUUGAGAUGGGCAUGCAGUCCUUGUCCGUGUAAGAGUAUUUAAUGCAUAUCAGUGUUGUUCCGGACACGGUACUAAUGAUCCGUACUGAGAUCCUGUUCUGUCUCAUGUCCUUUCUCCCACCGCUGCAAGGAUUCUUGGGUAUGACACAACCCGAAGAAUGGUGUAAACUCAAAACAGAUGAUAUAAGGGGCACCUGGGUGGCUCCAUCAGUUAAGCAUCUGACUCUUGGUUUCAGCUUGGGUCAUGGUCUCAGCGUCAUGAAAUCAAGCUGCCAUCAGGCUCUGCAUUCAGACAGAGUCUCCUGUUCUUCUCUGCUUCUCUCCCUGCUUGCUCUCCCUCUCAAAUAAAUAAAAUCUUUAAAAAGAGAGAGAGAGAUGGUAUAAACUCAAACUGGAUGACAUAGAGCCACUUGGUCUUCUUGGUUAGUUGCACGUUCUAGUACUUUUGUUUCAACCAAAAGUAAAUGUCACAGUAGCAAACGCUACCAUGUCCACCAGCCUGUUUGUUCUUAGCACAAAGCAGGCGACAGACCCUUCUGGUCACUACAGAAUCAAGGCACUGUCUGGUGUUAACAGCAGCCAUGCUGAGAAGUCCACGUGCAUGACAGGCUCCACCUGGGAGCAGGAUUAUAGCAGGCGCAGCAGAGCAAUUAACCCAUAACACAACCUCCCUGAGCUUUCUCAUAAUCCAUUCCAACCCAUCCCAACUCUUUGGCUACGUGGAGUUCUCACUGAAGCUUUGUCUCCAGGAUUAAUGAAUGAGGUGUGGCCAUUUUUCUCUAGCUUGAUUUUGAACCAUAUUUUUGCUGUUUUGAAUAUCAUUCCAUGAGCUGUGUUGAGAGUAGAGUGGCUCCUCAGAAGAACAACUGACUGGUGGAAGUCUUCUUCUGGAUCCCAUCCUCUUCCUCCUGAUUCUAGGAUAAUUUCCUUCUAUUUUAAUCUUAUCCUUUGCCAGGUGCUUUUCACUUGAAAGGGGCUCAAUAAACAUUUGUGAAAAGAAAGAACAGUAAUGACACGUAGCACACAAUGAGCAGUCAGUGUGUCCCAGGCAUUGUGUGGGCUGUUUUCUGAGUCAUCUCAUGGAACCCUCACAACAGACCUUUGAAGUAGGUACUGUUAUUAUCCCCACAUCAGAGUUGAGAAGACAAGACAGAUAUUUAGGGAUAUUAAAUAACUUCUGAAGUCACCAAGCUAAUAAGAGGAAAAGUUGAACCCCCAGGGCUUGAGUGGAACUCCCAGCAAUGAAAAAAAAAAUCAUCCUUGAAGGAUUUAUAAUUAAAACAGAAAUUCACCUAGAAAAGAGAAGCUCAUCAAACUUCUGAUUUGCCUCAUGUUAACUACUGAAUUUUUGUUAAAUAUCAAAGUUAACCUCCCAGAAGGCAUUAGUACCUGAUUUUCUGGUUGUCUCCGCAAAUGAUUAGCCUAUCGGUAGGGAAAGGAUUUGAACCCAGGAAAUUCAACUUCAGAACUGGUAUUCUUAACCAUGAUGUUAAGGAGGAGAGCACAGGUGGUUACUACUGGGUUUAAGAGGUUGCCAUAGAGACAAAGACAAAACCUGACUCUUCCUCAACACUCUGUAGGGGAAACUGGAGCCUUCCCUUCUUACAAUUCUAAGUUCACAAUUACUUGUAACUGUGAGAAUCUCAGGGUAUUCCAUAUUCCAGAGUAUAUUUAAUGCUCACAAGGAUGUUAAUGGAGCCAUGGUGAAUCAUCAAUAAAUGCUGUUUGCCAGGAACUGUUA
Canis lupus familiaris (dog) is the source of this 6297-nucleotide messenger RNA. RefSeq names its product TRPM8 channel associated factor 2 (gene TCAF2). The transcript is spliced from 7 exons. NCBI's taxonomy places the organism in Eukaryota, Metazoa, Chordata, Mammalia, Carnivora, Canidae. Bases 1007 to 3760 code for a protein of 917 amino acids. The record is from RefSeq and is a predicted model, not a curated record. Gene Ontology annotation, biological process: negative regulation of anion channel activity.